AACAGUAUAUUCAUCAAACUGCCAAAAUAAAAUUGUACAUAAGAAGGUAUCAGCGGAUAAGCACUUUAUUAAACAAUUCAUGUUGAAGUUUAAAACUAACGAAAGUAAACAAAAGUUAGUUUCGAUUUUCCUUUGCACUAGAGAGAUGAACUAAAAAAAAAAAAUUCACGCCCUCCUUUCCCGAGCGGUCUUGCGCUACUUACGCUGCGUACGCGCACGUAGGUGCUGGCGGUGCAAGGAGGAACGGCGCGGUGUGUUCCAUGCCGAAGGUUGCUGCGCGAAUGGUGCGACUGUCUUGAAACUCUCUCUUCUCGUUGUCGGCUCGUUCGCGGAGUCGAACCUCAUCGCAAACAUGCUGGAUCUCGAAGAAAACUGCUACUUCGAGGAGGACAAAAUUGGCGGCGCAGCAGGCGCAUGCUAUGUCUGAUGUGGCGUGUGGCUACCAGCUAGUACCCCAAGAGGACCCCGACGACUCGACGGAUACCUUCUUCUUCACAAUGGAGGACCGCAUGGGCAUGACAGUGACUUCUGGCAGCGUGGUCAUCCAGAAGGACGACAGCAACCUCAUUGGCAUCAGCAUCGGGGGAGGUGCCCCCCUCUGCCCUUGCCUCUACGUUGUGCAGGUGUUUGACAACACGCCGGCUGCCCGGGACGGAACGCUGCAGUCUGGCGAUGAGAUUGUGGGCGUCAAUGGGAGUGCCGUCAAGGGCAAGACCAAGGUCGAGGUUGCCAAGAUGAUCCAGGGUGUCAAGCAGAAAGAAGUGACCAUCAACUACAACAAGCUCCACGCGGACCCCAAGCAGGGCAAGACACUCGACAUCGUUCUGAAGAAAGCCAAGCACCGCAUCGUGGAAAACAUGAGUUCUACCACUGCAGACGCUCUUGGCCUGAGUCGGGCCAUCCUCUGCAAUGACAGCCUGGUCAAGAAGCUGGAAGAGCUGUCGAGGAACGAGCAGAUAUACAAGGGCCUCAUGGAGCACACCCACCACAUGCUCAAGGCCUUCUUCGACAUGUGCCACAUAUAUCGCAUAUUCGGUGACGUUUUUGCUGAGAUCGGAGUCCGCGAGCCCCAGCCGAGGGCGAGUGAAGCCUUUACCCGCUUUGGCGAGGCCCACCGCAGCAUUGAGAAGUAUGGCAUCAAACUGCUCAAGACUGUGCGACCCAUGCUGAGUGACCUGAACACGUACCUGAACAAGGCUGUACCCGACACCAAAUUGACCAUCAAGAAGUAUGCAGAUGCGAAGUUUGAAUACCUGUCGUACUGCUUGAAGGUCAAGGAGAUGGACGAUGAAGAGUACGCCUACCAGGCGUUGCAGGAGCCGCUCUACCGGGUGGAGACAGGCAACUAUGAGUACCGCCUUAUCCUGCGCUGCCGUCAGGAUGCCCGCGUGCGCUUCGCCAAGCUGCGCUCAGAUGUGCUCGUCAAGCUCGAGCUGCUCGACCAGAAGCAUGUGCAGGACAUAGUGUUCCAGCUGCAGCGGCUGGUGUCUGCACUGUCCCAGUACCACAGCGACUGCCACGGCGUGAUGAAGGGCAGUUGCAUCUUCCCCAUCGAGGUGGACCUGUCACGCUCCACCUUCCACUACCCAGACCCCUCUGUCAGCCCCUACCAGGAUGAGGAAGAAGAAGACGAAGAGGAUGACGAACUGCUCUCAGCCGGCUCGGGACCCUCCACAGCUGACGACAAUGGCGCCAGUGCCGCCAGCUCUGCCACCUUAGUUGCCACUGCUGUCGAGAAGUCCCUGCUUCUCAACGACUAGUGGGGGCUGUUUCUCUGGAUAUGGAUCUAGGACUCACCGUCUCGGCCUGGAUGCUCCAAGCAUGUAUGCUGAGCAGCUUCGAGGAGACAUUCGUGACUAGUCAUUUUUGUGCGCUGUUUUCAGUGCUGCCUAGUCAAGACUUUCCAUCUGGAGCCUGAGGAUGUGUUAUAAAUUUUACCACUGCAGUGAAUUUUCACCAGGCCCAGUGAUGUCUGAUACAUUCCAUGUUCACACAGGCCUACCCAUCUUCUCGUAUCUGCGGUGCACAGUCAUUCCAGCAGCAAUUAAACAUCGGCCGGGUUAACAAGCGUUUUUCAUUAUUUUUUAUAUGUUUCUGGGUGGCCUUGAGUGUUGAUGUUAUUGUGUUGAAAAACAACAAAUCCCGUUAUAUUUAGCAUAUUUUCUUGGGCCCUUGGCAUUUAUCUUAUUGAAUUGCUGGGCAAAACUCUACAUUGUUUGCAUGUGUCUGUCUAGUCAUACUUCCUGAGCUAACAUGUCUGUGAAACUGUGUUAAAAUGUUGACUCAGGUCUUAUAAGGGAUGGAUGAUAGAGAUUGUGUAUGCACCUGCGCAUGACAUAAGAAAAGAUGAGAAUGCUACUAGCGAGAUGUAUCUUUUGUUAUGUGCACGCUUGUUUUAAUUUUGCCACUAGAAAUGCACACUGGUCUCUGGUGGGGAGUAGACCUGGUGUCAAGUGGUGAAUUUACUGUUACAGUGAUGAGAAACAUAGAAUGCAUAGUAACCCUUGAGGAGGAGGAAUAAAUUUUAUUUUAAGACAGCAGAUUUGAGACCUAGGCCUCUCUACCUAGAUGACUGCCUCGAGCCCUUGGGCCCUGGCGGCAUCUUCGGCCUGCUGGAUUGCCUAAGUCGGUCUUCCGGUGCACAGCUGAGCAAUGCGGUCUCCCACUGCUCUCUGGUCUUGUGUAUUUUAUUCUGUAACCUUUGAAACUCUUGAAUAUCAGAACACCCUUUCUAAGGCCCUUGUGUCUUUCAAUGUAGCUUAAAUAUUGCUGAAUUAUAUUUCAAGCCAGCUGAUUUUGUUUGGACAUUUGAUAGUAAAUUUUGUUGAGUAUGAGAGCUUAAGCCAGCCCUGCACAUUUAGCAAACUUGUGGUGGUUCACAUGUUAUGCUAUUUCUUUGUGUCUUUUUUUUUGUAGUGCUAUAGGAAAAAAGUUGAAGACAGUAUAUCUUCUCUGAAGCUGUGAACUGCAAUACAGUUGAAUUCGUUUAUAACGAGCUCGAUAGUUCCGCGAGAAGUGGUUGUUGUAUCAGUAGUUACUUAUAUAUGGAUCCGGCCUUGAAAACGCUCAAAAAGUGACCGCACUGAAGCUGGCAUCAUCAAUUACAAUUCGGCUGCACUUUGGCCUGAAAACCAAAUUUUCAGUGUCAUUUAAUUGCGAUACCAAUUAUAUGGACACUGCGAGCGCUUUUCUGCCGUAGGCGUCCCCGUGAGGCGCGUUAUUAAGUCCAUGGAUGAUAACCGUCGGCGCGUGCCCUACGCUGUAUGUGCGAGUGAAAGGGUGUGAGGGGGACCGACGAUCGCCGCUCAAUUUCACCCAUGCGAAAGAGACGAAAGUGAAGAAGCGUGCACUCUUCCAUCGCACGCAAGGCACCCAACGUUGUGAAAAACCGGGGGAGGGGCGGCGUUCUAUUCCAGCUGCAACUGCGCACAUGGCGGCUACGCGCAGUCGUGCAGCCAUAUCUUGAGAGCGACCUGCGUUGGGGGCAGAGUCUAGGUGCGUCGGUGUCGUGUGGCUUUGUCCGCAAUGUGUGUUCUCGGCGCUCACUUUGCGUUGAAGCGAUAGAAAGCACGAAUGUCACUUCGCUUGCUGUUGCUGCCGCGUUUCCUCACGCCAGUGUUUUGAUAGGCAGUUUCUGCGGUGAUCGAGUGAGAUGUCUUUAUGCUUGAUUGUGUGCGCGUGACACCAUGCUUGUCAGUUUAAUUAGUGUGCCUAUGUUUACAAGCUUACACAGCCGAUAAAACUACUAUCCUUGCUUCGUAUAGUUGUCCACUAAUUCGCUAUCACAAUCGAUGCUUCGCCUUUUGGGCGAAACUGCCACUUCUUUUGUUCCCGGUGUGUUCCUGCGCCUAGCUGCAAAUUUCCGUUAGAAAUGUCCAUUUAAAGCAUGAAAUGCAGCGUCCUAUAGCUCUUUCGAAAUGGCGCCCACUUCCGAUCACCUGUAAUUUCGAAACUGCAAAAAGCACAGCCGCCAUUUUUUAUUCGAGAGCUUGUGAUCUCUUUUACUACCAGCGGGACAUGACCAUAUUCUGCAUAAGAAAUUGAAGCAUUCUAGUUGGCCAGAACGUAAACUUCGGAAACUACUGCGACAUGCCGCCAUUCUGCUAAGGUCUCGGACAUCGUGGUCUCGGCCCUACGACUGCACGUUAGCCACACAAGAGCUGUUAAGUAACGUUAUCUAGGUCGCUUCGGACGAGGAAAAUGCUAUGUUCGAAAUUUACAACGUCACCCCGAACCGUUAUCAGCACUCGGCAACGCGUAACGCUUGAGCGGCCGUUGUUCCCAUGGUAGGAGGACAUAGAUGGUCGUUGAAAAUAGUUGAAAUAGGCGUAAUGAAUGUGGUGCUGCACAGACGCGCAGAAACCGCCAUCGUGGCAUCCGAUAUCGCACCGUCGCACGUGCCGUACUGUUUAUGCUGUACACCUCCUCCUCCCUAGAGACGUGCUGAAAAGCGAGUGACCUAAUUCUUCACAGCUUUUGAAACCCAUGCGUGGCAAUCGCUCACUCCUUUCGAAGGCUGAAAGUAUCAUCGUCGUGGUUUGACUGGUGUGGGGCACGCUAUCGUGUCUUUGUAUUUCGUGUGCGCAUUCUUUUUACCGUGACUGGGUUCGAAGCGUUCGUUGCAACAGUAUGGCGAUUUGAAGAAUGUUCAUGGCAUCUGGAAGCAGUCUCAAUAGGCAGGGUCGGAAAAUCGUAAAUGCACUUGAAUGUGGUCAUUAAAACCGAUAGAUCGUUAUAAGUCGGUUCGACUGUAUUGCUGCUGUCCUUAAUACUAACGCUUCGUCUGGACCAAAGAAGCCUUUAAAGGCUCUUUAGUAUUUUUUAAAAUAAGAACCAAUGGGAACGCUGGAAGUAACGCUGUGUUUUCUGUGACGUAGCAGCCUGUAUUUUCACAGUGCCUGCUAAAUCACUGCACAAUGCAUGGAAGCUAGUGGCCUACAGUGGUGGCAUCAAGUUACCAGGCAUUUUGUACCGGUCAUUAGAGUACAGACACUGCUGCCAUGCCUUUGCUUCAGCAUGAUGUGCACUGAGGGAGAGUUGACAUGGUUCUAACAGUGCCCCUGUAAACUGGAACCAGCCAUCAGGAAAGUGGUGCCCUUUAUGUGACUCCCAGUCACUGGUCGGGCAUUGAAAAGCUACAGGUGGCUAUGGCUGUCGUCGUGUUCCCUAGUGGCUCAGGUGGUAUUAGUGUUCUGCUGCUGAAUACAGCUGCAUUGUCAAGUCUCAGCCACUCAAGCCUUAUUCCAGAGAUAGCACAAUGCAAAAGUGCUUGUGUACUUAGGUUUACAUUAGUUUUAUAGGAUGUAACAAUGUAAAGAGCAUGAAGUGCUGUUUUUGUGACUGACAUUCUUUGGGUUUACUUGAGCCUGACUGCAAAAGCAAUGGUUUUACAAUAGACUUUCAUAAAUUCAAGAUCUGCAAAUUAUACUCCUCACCUUCAAACUUGACUAUGUUAAAAGCUUCUAGGUGCACCCAUGCAUGAUAAUGAGACACUAAAGAGAAACAAUAAUUAUUUCUUGAAAACUCUUUUUCUUGAUUUCGCAGCGCUUGGUUGAUUAUUGAAAGAAAAAUGAAGGCUAGAGUUGCGUUUUUUAAAUUACAUGCAGAAACACCAGUGCCGGUAUGUCAGUUUGACAACGUGGAUUUCAAGGUAUUUUCUCCUAUUUGGGCCAUUGUUCGGCAGUAAAAAUUUGCAACACUUGCCAAGUGUUUGGCUUCUUUAGAGUACAAUGUGUUUCAUUGUUACUGAUAAAUGUUUAGCCAACUUCAGCUAACAUCAUCAAAAUUCAAAACGUCAUGGCCAGAUAGCGUGACUUGAAGGUGGCUGCACCAUCUGUCUCAUUUUUGCAGCUUCUCUACCUUUCAAGCUUCCUGUCACAUGAAUGCUUUUGUGGUUUUGAUGAAGCGCAAUUUGCACCACUGAACCUAUUUUUCUCUUUAGUUUCUUUUCAGUUUGAACGUGUGGUACUUGAAACAAAUUUUUGUGCAAUUAGUAUAGAAGUCGGCUGUAGUAUAUUUUUAAAAGCAUCCGAGGUAUGCGAAAUUGUAGUUUUUGUACACUUUGUGAAAAACUGAUUCUUGCUGGCGGAGCAGUGUUCAGCUGCAAUGAAUAGAACCUUGUCUGGACAUAUAUUGUAGACAUUGUUACAUGCUACUAUCAAGCUUUUCAGGUUGCAAUGCUUGGAAGAAGUGUAGCUGCUCAUGCAUUGCAAGUAUUGCACAGAACUUUAUCAUAGUAGUGACUUGCACAUCAGAUUUACUUUAUUUCACCAUCCCAAUAUCUUUUUUGCUCAUUUUUGUCCCAGUGGUCUGUUUCUAUUUUUUAUGCUUUUUUAUUUUCCUCUUUGUAAUAACUUUUGCUAAACAGUUGAACCUUGAUAUAACGAAAUAUCGGAUAUAACGAAGUAAAUAUGUUCCUAGCCAAUAGUGUCAUGGAACAAAUAUAUGCUCAUAGCGAAUAUUGACUAUAAUGAAGUUAUUGUGCGAGAUGCGACUUUGUUAUAACGAGGCUCAUCUGUAAUAUCUCGUACCCUCUUGUCUUUCGAAGUUUAUGCUUUUCCCCCUUAAUUUUCAAGCCCUUGCCAGGAUUGCCCUUUCUUGAUGUGAGAGCAGGCAACACACUCACACUGCACUCUAUUUUUUUUAUUUCCUUAACGCAUCAUUGCGCAAUAUUGUCGAAGUAUUGUGAAGAAAUGGGAUGCCUUCUGUGUUCGUUGUCGUGUUUUAUUUUCUCUUUGUGGCUUCUUGCCGGUUGUCUGGAACAAAAAUGGCGUAAAUGCGUGUUUGACUAGUCUUCCUGCAAUAGUGUCUGUAUCCAUGCGCCUUGUGUGCCUGGCCUCAAAACAACAGAGAAAAUCUUUACACUCUUGCUUGCAACUAUGCACAUCUCGUAUAAACAGGGUUGUCAUUAUCUUAUACCAAAGAUUUCUUUAAAAGAACUGUCGGGAUCUGCUAGAAUCCGCUGAAUAUUUUUAUGAAUGUGCUAAACAUCUACUACGAGACUUCUCAGAAGUAGUAUGAAGCAGCGUUACAGGUAUGUCGAAGUAUUGAACAAAUAUAACAUCGAAUCAAGCAGCUAAAGCGGCACCAAUAAGGUUCCCAGUUUUUUGUUGGUUCACAUUUGUUUACAUUGAGAAAAUGGGUUUUUAACGUUCCUAAAAAAGACCUUUUUGUGUAAAAAAACUAUAUGUGUAAGGAAAGUUAUACGAGCAAGUAUUUUAUUGUAGUUGAGGGGGGGGGCUAAAUCAGAACAGCAGGUGCUCAAAAUCAUCUUGCCAAUUUUCAUUCUCUAAGCAGACAGUGGAAACAACAGUAAAGUAUGCUGUGAUCUUCUGAAUAAUUUUGUGAAGCAGCUUGAAGUCUGCUAAAGACAAUUUGUUGAAAAUUGACCAUCCUCUAGAAGCUAAACACACCUCAAAUUCACUAGAACUAGCGAAAAAGUCACUACAGUGCAACACUUUCGACAAUGCGCUGUGGAGCUCGAGGUCGCAGAUAUGAUCCUGACCACAGUGGCCACAUUUUAAUGGGGCAAAAUGUAAAAGUGCUUGCGAACUGAGAUUUAGCUGCACGAUGAACAACCAUCUGGUCAAAAUCAACCCAAAGUCCCCCACUAUUGUGUGCCUCAUAAUGAGAUCAUGGUUUUGGAACGUAAAAUGCCACAGUUUUUUUAAAGUUAGAUAAAUAACACAUCCACCGUAGUUGCUUGGUGGCUUUGGUGUUGCGCUGCUAAGCAGGAGGUCGUGGGAUCAAAUUCAGGCCACGGUGGCCACGUUUCGAUGGGGGCGAAAUGCAAAAACACACAUGUACUUAGAUUUAGGCGCACAUGAAAAAAUCCCAGCGGGCGAAAAUUAAUCCGGAGUCCCCUGCUAUGGCGUGCCUCAUAAUCAGGUCAUGGUUCUGGCGCAUAAAACCACAUAAUUUACUUUUCAGAUAAAUAACGUAGCUAUAAGCUAACACUUUACAUUAUCAUAUGCAUUGCAUUCUCAUUAAGCCAUUAAUCUGGAUAUUUGUUCUGGAAGUGACCUGCAAAAUUUUCCAACUUUUUUUAUUUGUUUGUCAAUCUUUACUCAUACGAGUUACUGACUGUAGUUAAACAUCUAUUGUAUUUAUGGUUUGCCUUUCAUGUUAAGAAUAAAAAAUGAAGUUAUGGAGAACUGCACUGAAAUAGAUGCUUGUGCUGAGGACUAACCUAAAUUUUAAGUACUUCUGUACAAACACAUAAUAAUCAAGCGAAUGUAAAUUGGAAAUAAUGCUUCUACUGGGGCUACUUAGUAUGGCAUCGUUCUGUUUACUGCAUUAUAUUGUUGUACAAAGGACAAAAGAGAGAGACUGACACACAUGUGCACAAAUUGUAGACUUAGCUCCCUUUUUCUCUGAAAAAGUGAGCAACCAGACUUUGAUAAACUUCGCCAACGUGUAUGUUUCAGGAUUUGUGCACGCGUUAUUUGACAAGGGACUUAAGUUUGCAGUUUGCUCACGUGUGUCAGCCUAUCUUUGUCCUUUGUAUAAUCAUAUAGCACAGUAAACAGAACGAUGUAAAUGAGAAAUUAGCUUUGAACUGGAAGUUAAAUUUAUGUUGCCAGUUAACUUUCGUCUUAUCACCUGCUGAAUCUAUUCAUUUAAAAAAAAUAUCUUAAAUCAUCUCCUUUUUUAUUUCAUAUUUCAUUCCUAAAUAAGCCAGUAAUUUUGCAGUUCCUGGAUGUCACCACAGGGCAUGACGAGCCUAUGCAGUAUUCAUAAAUGACUAUCACUUAAAUGCCACCAACUUUUGCGGCCUGUUAAGUUUGAUGUCGUGUUUGAAUCACCGGCAUUGACAACAAAAUCUGUAACAAGUUUCAUGCUUGCUACAUAGGCUUAACAAAAAUUAAGUUCAUUUUGAAAAGGUGCAGUGAAGGCAACUGUACAGAAAAGAAAGAUUAAGAAACACUACAAGUGCUGCAAUCAUAACUGCAUAUCUUAGUAUACACACAUGCUCAUGUGACUGACAUUUGCAUAUUGUAACAAACUAGGCAAAACAUACAAAUUAAUUGAUCAAACGCCUCAUAACUCACUGCUUGCUUAAAAAUGACAGCCCACCUUUUUUCGAGUGCUUUAUUUCUUGCCUCUUUUUUCUGAAGCGCACCAUUACCGAGACCCCUGGCUGUUUAUAAGCAUGGUACAUAAAUAAAUCUGUUAUUGUUAAUAUAGUAAUAAUAGGGUGAUAGAUGCCGGACUUAGUCAACCUUUCCAUUCUGCCGUGGAACAUGAAAUGGCAGGUCCUGUUCCUAGCCGCCAUGACUACAUCUUGAUUGUGGAAUGUGAAAACGCCUGUACCAUGCAUUGAGUGCAUAUAAAAUUGAUAACCCCAGAAGUUUAAUAUUAACCCACAACUGUCAAAUAUGAUGUCUCUCAUAGCUCUGAAGACCAGUCAUUUGAAAUGUGAGUAGCAAGGAGUGACUCGACUGAGCCUAAAGCCCAGAAACGUUUCCUAGUCGUGCCUUCCGCUAGUUCUGAAAACUUUAUAUGCAGGGUCAGGGUAAUGUAGCAGUCCUAUUGCUACUGGGAUGUUUUCACAAAUUGCCAAUGGUUGAAGCAGUGCUCCAACCCUAUCACCAGGAUCGUCUGGUCAUGAAUAGUGGAGGAUAAGAAAGGAAUAGAAUUGUGAGCAAAAGGAAUCCAUACGUUAUAGCAGCCCAAGUCUGAGAUUCUGAUUUUCAUUAUUCAGCAGCAGGGAUGCCUACAAAAUCGAGCGUGAAAACUGCAUUUGGCAGGCACCAAAUGAAAUGAUGCACAUGCUAGUACUUAAAGCUGUGGGUGUUUGGCUAAGUAGCAAUGCACCACUGCACAACACUGAACACGAUAUAACAGGUGUCCAGUGCCACCAGAAAUAAAUGUGGAAAUUGUAUAUAUGAUACUGUCCCUCGGCUUGUGAUCUUUCACUCUUUCAUUCUUUGCGGAGGUUUGUGUGCCGGUUAUUGUUUGAUGGUAAAGAGCGCAAAACAUUGUGCACUUAAAAAAAAAUAAUUUUCACAGUUCUGCAUGUGGCUGCAUUUUCUGAUGAUAAAGAGUUUAAUAAUUAUUUAUAUGCUGUUUAUUACAGACGUAGCAACUGUGUUCUUACUCUGCUGUCUUGUUGACUGAACAUAAUUGGCGUAGCAGUUAGCAGUUUGUUUUUGGAUGGUUAUACAUUAGGAUCUAUAAAAUCUUAGUGGUUUAUUGUUUCAUGGAUUCGAUUGCAUUCCGAACAGUCAGUGGAAUCCACAAUAACUGAUUGUACAGUGUCCACCAAAGCAACCCUCUGCUAGUCUACCUACUUCUGAAACUAGCCCUGUUGUUGAAUGAACACGAAUUAAAUGUAUUAUAGCUUGCAAACUGUAUGGACUGUGUUGUAGCCUUUUCAAAUUGCUCUUUUCAUAUGUUUUCUGUUGUGCUAAUGUACAAUUCAGCACCGAUGCUAGCUGAUUGUAACAAAGCAGCAGUAAAUGGUUUGCCAUUAAAUGGUACGUCUUAUGGGGUACUAGCUUUCAUGACAAGUUCCAUGUAUUGCACACUUAACACAUCUUUUGAGCAAUGUAAUAUGUUGCAGUUGUGAGCAGCAUUUUGUUUUCUGUAUCAUGGCAGGGCACUUUGUGGCCGCUGUACUAUCGCACAGCCUCAAACUGAAGUAAAAUAUGUCCAAAUCAGUUG
Messenger RNA from Dermacentor andersoni, 10665 nucleotides. It is a transcript of the gene PICK1, whose product is annotated as protein interacting with PRKCA 1. NCBI's taxonomy places the organism in Eukaryota, Metazoa, Arthropoda, Arachnida, Ixodida, Ixodidae. Gene Ontology annotation, molecular function: phospholipid binding; protein domain specific binding; protein kinase C binding. Gene Ontology annotation, cellular component: synaptic vesicle; postsynaptic density; neuron projection. Gene Ontology annotation, biological process: receptor clustering; regulation of Arp2/3 complex-mediated actin nucleation; positive regulation of receptor internalization. The record is from RefSeq and is a predicted model, not a curated record.